This is a messenger RNA of Striga asiatica, 339 nucleotides long. Lineage: Eukaryota; Viridiplantae; Streptophyta; Magnoliopsida; Lamiales; Orobanchaceae. The record is from the annotation of a GenBank genome assembly.
AUGGGCCUUAAACCGAUGCCCAGAAGACCUUUGCGGGUGGGUUGUACUGGAGCACCUUUUCCCGAUGUUAUGUCCUUUAGCAACACCCCUAAAGGGGACGGAUUUUUGAACCUUGCCCCUCCGCUCACUUCUUUGGUAGCAGCUAGGAUAGCAUCGGAGGGCAAAACAACGGAUCUAGAGCCUCCCACGUGUCCUUCCCCAGCAUCCCAUGUUCAGGUCCUUAGACGGGUAGUGACCCGACGUUGCAUCAUUAGAGGUUUUGCCCCUUUUGAAAACGCCUUUCGGGAAAGCGCUUACCCGCCCCUUCUUAUGGAAUUGAAUGUUCCUACUUUCAGUUGA